AUGGGUCACCAGCAGCUCUACUGGAGCCAUCCAAGGAAAUUCGGCCAGGGUUCUCGUUCUUGCUGUGUUUGCUCAAACCUCCACGGUCUGAUCCGGAAAUAUGGCCUCAACCGGUGCCGCCAGUGUUUCGGUCAGUAUGCGAACGACAUAGGAUUCAUUAAGUUGGACUAA
Molecule: messenger RNA, 171 nt
Organism: Myotis myotis
Lineage: Eukaryota; Metazoa; Chordata; Mammalia; Chiroptera; Vespertilionidae
Product: 40S ribosomal protein S29-like
Exons: 1
Coding region: 1-171 (56 amino acids)
Biological process (GO): translation
Cellular component (GO): ribosome; cytosolic small ribosomal subunit
Molecular function (GO): structural constituent of ribosome; zinc ion binding
Source: RefSeq, a predicted model, not a curated record